Molecule: messenger RNA, 1443 nt
Organism: Hemisphaericaspora subhashii
Lineage: Eukaryota; Fungi; Ascomycota; Pichiomycetes; Serinales; Debaryomycetaceae
Exons: 1
Coding region: 1-1443 (480 amino acids)
Source: RefSeq, a predicted model, not a curated record
AUGGAACAGACACCUGAGCAAUCGCCACCCCCAUCAACCAGUUUAGGUCCAUCAUUAAGUCCGAAACAUAAAAAGAGAAAACCAGUGGCUUUAGUAGAAGAUGAUUUCUUUUCCCUUAGUUCAUCAAUGUCAGAUAUAAGAAAACAUAAGAAGAAACAUAAGAAACAUAAGAAGCAAGGUAAAGAUGCUUCAUUCUCAGCUAGCCCAACAAUAUCUGACCAACGCCUGUUUUCAACAGGAGAAAUGUCACUGCCUCUGUCUUUCAAUGUUCCUGGUAAUGAUGAUAUUAAAUCGAUACCUGCACUGGCAGAUAUUCAUUCGACCUCAUUGACAAAGAAUUCUGAUAGUAUAGCCACCGUUGUGGAUGAAGAUCUAGAAGUAAUUGAAGUUGUAGAGGUUGGAAGAGCAUCAAAUGCAAGUAUAAUAAUAGAUGAUGAAAAUCCAUUUGAUCAAGUUGAAGCAAGCGUACCAAUACGACAUAAUUCAAGUAAAGACGAUGACGAUUUGGAUUUCGAUUUUGAUUAUCUCGAUUCUACCAUACCCAAAACAACAACAGCCACAGCCACCACCUCCACCUCCACUACGAAAACCACUACAACAACAGAGUCAGGUCCACCUGACAAAUAUGACUUCUCCGAUGCCAACGAGAAAAAACGACGCUAUAUCAUCCGUAUCACCUCCAAACUCCCCCUUCCCUCCGACUUCGCCACCCCCAUUGAAUUUGGAACCAAAGGACUCAAGAAAUUCGAUAAGAUUCAUAAAUCAAUCCUAUCCCAUUUUCGCACCAUAUUCGCCCCCCAAUUAGAAUCAUUUUAUUUAGAUCGAUAUUCAACUGAAUUAACUAAUUUAGUCUGGAUUGAAGGAAAAACAUUAAUUCAACCAUUUUAUACCCCAAAAACAUUUCGAAUUCCCCCACCUGCUAGUUUUAAUCAUUUGAUUGAUGAUGUGAAUGCGAUGGAACCUACUAUUGUCAGUUGUUUGUUGAUACCCAGGGAGAAUAGUUUGCUGUUUUUGGGAAUAUAUCCUGAAUUCCAGCCGAAUGCUGGGGUGGCGGAUUUGGAGGAUCAACUUGAUGAAGAUCAGGUGGAGCCGGUUAUAGAGAUGAGUUAUCAUGCUUCCAGUGAUGAUGAUGAUGAGGAGGAGGAGGAUGAGGAUGACGUCGAAGUGACCGCAAUAGACGUUGGUGAAGACAAUGAUGAGGAGGAGGGUUUCUUUGUUAUUGGAUUAAAGGGGAAAGAUAAUAAAAGAAUUGAAGUAAAAGUAUCACCUGAAACUAAAUUACGUAAUUUAUUAUUACAUUAUUUGAAAAAGAAAGAAAUUGAUGAAAGUACAAUAUCUUUAUCACUGGCUAAACUUAUUUUUGAUGAUGAAGAAAUGAAUUUAGAUGAUUUGGUUAAAGAUACUGAACUUGAACAAGAUUUUGAAAUUCAAGUUGUACUUUGA